CCCUUUUUUUGCGUAGUAUUUGUUGUUGUUCUGGCGAAAAUGGCUCGGAGGUCACGGAGAAAUGUGAUAAAUCGCGGAAAGAUUGAAGAAAUGUUGCGGGAACAAACAUACUGCAGACUGUGCGGUCGCCAGGAAAGCGAUGUAAAGAAUGAUCCAGCCACACUGACCUCGCUGGAUAGCAUAUUUGGUGGAAGACUCGGCGUGUCGAAAUCAAACCAUCUACCCACCACCGUCUGUGUGAGCUGCAGAAAAUGCGCCAGAAUCGUAGCACGGUUUUGGGAAAAGUGCUCUCAGGCUCAGCUACUUCUACGGACCAUUUUCAACAAGGAUACGGAUGAGCAAAAUUUACCGGCGGAAACAGAAGACGACAUUAUCGGCAGCGAAGCAGAACCGGCCUCGGAGUCUCCGGACACGGCGAUCGCAGAAGAAACCCUAGAAACGGAGUGCAUUUACCUGGAAAGCGGCAGUCCAACAAGCAGGCUCGAUAUUGUCGUCGACGAGAACGCAGAAAGCGAACUGGAAGAUGUAACCUAUUUUGUGCAUUUGGAAAAUUCUCCUGACGCUGAGGACCAUGGUAAAGAUGGAACAGAUGCUCUAAGUACUAUCAAUAUCGAGUUGGUCGAAAGCCACAGAAUCACCAGCGAAGAGCCGAAAAAGAAGCAAAAAGGCACGGCGGCGAAUCGGGGGAAAAAGGAGACACCCCCAUACCGUGUAUGUCAUCUCUGUGGAAGAACGUUUGAAACGAGUUCGAAGCUAAAGAACCACCUACAGACUCACUCAGAUGAACGACGAUUUGCUUGCGAUGUCUGUGGGAAGCAGUUCAAACUGCGACGUGAUCUUACAAUGCACGUGGAGUCUGCCCACGAAGGGAAAAUCUUCAAAUGCAGUCUCUGCGAGGUAGAGUUCCGGUGGCGCAAAGGGCUGCAACGCCACAUGAUGAGGCACAAAGGAACGGCCUUUAAACACCAAUGCCAGACGUGUGGUAAAAAGUUCAUCGCACCCAGUAACUUGCUGCAUCACCAGAUGAAACAUACCGGCGAUCGGUUACGGUGUGAAAUCUGCGGUGCAGGGUACAGAUUUAACUACAUGCUAACGCAGCACAAGAUACGAAAACACAAUAUGAGCUUUCCCGGGGUGAAACUGUACGAGAAGAAGGUCCCGAAACACAGAAAUACGAAGCGAAAAGCUUGCCCAACAGAAACUGCGGAAAGUGACGACAAUUCACUCAACCUGGAAAUCGUGGGUGAGGAUGAAGAUCCCCAACGGGACCAGUCGAGAUUGGUAGUAGAGUACAACGUAGAUAUAAUUGAAGAACCAGAGGCGUAACAUCGGAAUGGCUUCCGUGAUCCUUUGCUUUGUCCGGUAAAUACGUCUAAAUCGUUCCACAGGCCGGAACGUGCAUAAAGCACUGAAGUUAACACCUGUUGACUCAAUCGAAACCACGAGGAACGCGGAAAAAUCAUUGUGAUAGAUGUAAUAUUCAGAUUAGUUUAACCAUUUCCCAUGCUGGUUAAUUCAUUCGGACAGAGUACAAUAAACAGUAUACAUUUUUAGUGAA
Anopheles darlingi is the source of this 1558-nucleotide messenger RNA. Its product is annotated as zinc finger protein 430-like. Gene Ontology annotation, cellular component: nucleus. Bases 40 to 1326 code for a protein of 428 amino acids. The record is from RefSeq and is a predicted model, not a curated record. The transcript is spliced from 2 exons. Gene Ontology annotation, molecular function: DNA-binding transcription factor activity, RNA polymerase II-specific; RNA polymerase II cis-regulatory region sequence-specific DNA binding; zinc ion binding. Lineage: Eukaryota; Metazoa; Arthropoda; Insecta; Diptera; Culicidae. Gene Ontology annotation, biological process: regulation of DNA-templated transcription.